Camelina sativa (false flax) is the source of this 2396-nucleotide messenger RNA. NCBI's taxonomy places the organism in Eukaryota, Viridiplantae, Streptophyta, Magnoliopsida, Brassicales, Brassicaceae. The record is from RefSeq and is a predicted model, not a curated record.
AAUAUAUAUGCAAGGUGGGGGAGAAGGAGAUGAAGAAUAUCACAGAAAUCCAAAUCCCCCUAAUAUUAUUGUAGCAGUCAUGAGUUCUGUGGGUGUAUUUCGUAAGGUGGAAAAGGAUGAAAAAUCAUAUUGGAUAUACACAUUAACACAUCCCGAUGAAGCACUAGCCAUGGAUCCUUUUUUUCUUUGUCCUCGUGCGCGUCUCAAACUCCUAAAGCUCAAACUAAAUAUGCCCGUUGAUGAUGAUGAUGAUGAUGAGGAUGAUGAUGACGAAGACGAAGACGAUGAUGAUGAUGAUGAUGACGAAGACGAAGACGAUGAUGAUGAUGACGAUGAUGACGAUGAAGGUACUGGCAAAGAAGACGACGACGACUAUGACAAUGAAGUUGACGAUUAUGAAAUCGAUGACGAUGAAUAUGAUGGCAAAGUAGAUGGCGAUGAAGAUGGUGGCAAAGUAGAUGAUGAUGCUGCUAUUCCUGAGUUAAACCCAUACAAUUCAUCCCCUCACUUCUCAAGUGAUCAACAAGACGAAUCUUUGCUUGAUUGUGACCACCCUAGUAUCUGUAAGCUCCCUGUAGUGCCUCUUUUUUGGUGCAACAAUGAAGAACAGAGUUGUGAAGAAUUCGAGUGCGGUGCAUGCGAAAUGGAAAUGCCCAGCGCAAGCUAUUUUGCAUGCCAACAAUGUGGAAAAAAGUUCCAUAAAGAAUGUGUUGAAUCUCCACUUGUGAUUAAACACCCUUCCCACCCCUCUCAUUCUCUUCGACUUUACAGUUUUGCAAGCAGGGAAAUGAAGUGCAUCUGUUGUAAGGAAGUUGUCUUUGAUAUGUUUUAUCACUGUACUACAUGCGAUUUAAGUAUGCAUCCGGUGUGUGCGAUGAAGACGGUACCCUGUGUUUCCGACCAUCCAAAAAGCCAUCACCACCCUCUCACCUUAUUCCCUGCACAAGCUUCUUUAGUUUGCACUUACUGUGCAAUGAUUGAGAAGCUUGAUCCCACAUACAUAUGUAUCGAGUGUGUCUUCGUAAUCCAUGAAGGCUGUAUCGGGUUUCCACAUGUCAUAAGAAUAUCCCGUCACCCCCACCGUAUCUCUUUUACCUCUUCUCUUCCAUCUGGAAAUUUGUCUUGCGGAGUCUGUCGUAAACAAGUCGACAACAACUAUGGUGCAUACUCUUGCAAGAAAUGUGCUGCUUAUUUUGUUCAUUCAAAAUGUGCAACACACAAAUAUAUAUGGGAUGGAAUCGAACUCGCAGGAAUACCAGAAGAAGAAGAUGAAAUAGACGAUGGUGAGCCAUUCAAGAGGAUUGCUGAUGGAAUAAUACUUCAUCCUUUUCAUAGUCACCAUCUACAACUUGAGAUCGAUGAUGCUUCUGACAUAAUUAAGUAUUGUCGAGGGUGUGCCCUUCCAAUCGGUGAAGAUGAAUUUUAUUCAUGCAUGGAAUGCGACUUCAUCCUUCACGGAAGUUGUGCAAAUGCUCCACGCAUGAUACGACAUCCUUUAUAUCCACAUCCACUUACACUAUAUGUUGCCAACAUGGUACCAGCUAAUGCUAAAGGUACAUUCUUUUGCGAUAAAUGUCAUCGUGAUGGUACUGGCUUCUUCUAUUGGCAUUCUGUAGGAGAAGAUAGCUUCUGUUUAGAUUUGCAGUGUGCCUCGAUUAUAGAACCCUUCGAAUAUCAAGGCCACCAACAUCCGUUAUUCCUACCUUGGAACCCAGAUGAGAAGAGAACACUAUGUCAAAUGUGUAAAUACGAAAGCAACCUAUCAAAAUUAGAAUGCACGAUAUGCAAUUACUCUAUAUGUUAUCGGUGUGCUGCCUUACCAUACAAAGUAAGGUACAAGCAUGACAAUCAUUUUCUCACAAUUUGCGAUGGGAAAGAGGCAAGUGAUCUACCAGACUGGUGUGAAAAUUGUGAAGGCAAAAUAGAAGAAGUUAAAGAAACAGGUUAUCGCCCGCUCUCAUAUGAGAAAACAGAAAGGCGAUUUUAUAAUUGUAGUGACUGCUGCACCCCUCUUCAUGUGGAUUGUCUACUUGGGAAAGACAUGUACAUGAGGCCUGGUAAUACUAAAAAAGAAUACCUCUCUUAUUCCAUGUACUCAUAUAGACAUGACCGCCAAAUAAAGUUAAAUGUUCGGAUUCUUCUCAACGAUUCCCUCUCCCGACCAAUCUGUACCAGAUGUAAGCGCCGUUGUCCAUUCCCAAUAGUUUUUAAAGGGAAAAGUACAUUAUUCUGUUCUUGGAAUUGUAUAGGAAGGAACAUCAAUUUUAAGAGUACUUGAAGUACAUUCUUUAUCAUCCAUUUUCCCUAAUUAAAAUUUGAAGUAUGUAAUAUUUCAGCUAUGUUGGUUUUUUCUUCUUCUUUUAAACAAUCAAUUAAUUUUGAGAUGUAAUUUUCUA